AUGAAUUUACCAUUGAAAUUCACCAUUGUAUUCACAAUAAUAAUUCAAUUCAUAACUGCUGCGUUAUUAAGUUUCUUAUUACUUGGAUGUAUAGAUACUUCAUCAAAUUAUUCAAAUGUUUAUUUAUUAAGUUAUAAAUUUAAUCAAUCAUCUCCAUUAUAUGAUUAUUUAUCAACCAGUUCAAACUCAUCAAUCACCACCACCACCACCACUAACAACAAUUCUACUGCUAUAGAUGAAUUAUCAGUAAAAGUUGGUUAUAUGGGUGUAUGUUUAUCUUCUUCAUCCAAGGAUAUAUCUUGUACCACAUAUACUGGAUUAGAUUCAUUCCCGAAAUUUUCUAUAUCGAUGUUAUCUGGAGAUCUUGAUCUUGUUCAAUUAGCUCAAUCAUUUAGCAAUAUAUGUCAUCCAAGAAUCUUAUUAGCAACAAUCAUUUUAACCCUUAUUGGUUUGAUUAUCCUUUGUUAUUGUGUCAUACCUAUUGUCCCCGGAAAAUCAAUAAUGAAAAAAUUAAAUGCCGGAUUAUCAUUUAUAUUACUAUUACUUUGGGGAUUAGGAUCAAUGUUACAACAUCAAGCUGUUGUUACAUCAGUGGAAAUGAUGCAGCAAUCUAGUUUCCAAUUAUUGAUUGGUACAAGAGGUGGUAGAGCAGAAGCUAUGACUUGGACAGCUUUUAGUUUUAUAUUGAUGAUGUUUUUAAGUGCUUGUUUAUCAUGGUGGAUGGAAAUUAGAAUGAGUAAAUUGAAUGGAAAAUCACUGCAACACCAACAACAACCACUGGUGGAUACAAAAAUUUAG
Molecule: messenger RNA, 798 nt
Organism: Candida albicans SC5314
Lineage: Eukaryota; Fungi; Ascomycota; Pichiomycetes; Serinales; Debaryomycetaceae
Gene: FIG1
Product: Fig1p
Exons: 1
Coding region: 1-798 (265 amino acids)
Biological process (GO): conjugation with cellular fusion
Cellular component (GO): membrane; mating projection tip
Source: RefSeq, a predicted model, not a curated record